GUAGACACCCGCACUAUCUCUCCUCUGCCCUCCUAGAGCACACCUUUGUACUAUUCUCCUCCCCUCCUUUUUGAGGCUCACAAGCCUCCUCUCCCUUCUGUCCAAUGUGUACACUGUGGUUAGUGUACAAGCUGAAGGCGACGCAGGCGAGAUGAUGCUGAUGUGACAUCCAUUUGGACUUCACUCUCCUUCUGGGCCCACUGAAGAAGACUGCUUCAAGUCUUCAGCACAGCAACCUGAGGAGCCUACGAAGCUUUCUCUAAUCACCCCUCUUUUCCUCUGCAGCCAAUUUCAUAUUUCAGAUUGCGGGAUUAAUGUAAGGCGAGUUCAAACAAUGAAUGCUAAAUUGCGUCAGGUGCUAGUGCCGGUCUGUCUUUUGGGAGUGUUCAUCUCUGUGGUGGACAGCAAAGGAACUUUCUAUGGAGGUCAUGUCAACCCUUUUUAUGGACACAGAUACAACAUGUUCAAGGCUGGAUUCAACCCACACCCAAACAAGCCUAUGACCCGACACAAGAACCACUGUGCCUAUGUGGUCCAGAAGAACAUCACAUGCACGAUGCAAGAUGGAGUAGCGACAUAUGUGAAGGCUGAGUACACAACCAAGUGCAUCUGGGGACAGAAGUGUCCUGUUGUCAUGUAUAGGAUGUUCCACAAACCAACAUACAAAGUGGGUUAUAAAACAGUGACUGAGCUGGAUUGGAGAUGUUGCCCCGGCUACUCCGGAGAAAACUGCUACGAAGGAUCCAUGUCAUUGCCUGACCUGAAACCCCCUUUCAAGGGGGCAGCUUUGCCCCAUCGCCCCGGGUUCAAGGGCGGUCCGAGAGUUCCUGUUGACCAGAAGCCUGGGGGAGCACAGCUGGAGCCAGGAAAUUACUACCCCAAUGUAGAUCAUCACAGACCAAUACCCAGUGGACAGCUACCUGUGGGAAAUGGAAAAUCAAAUACAGGUAACAAUUUUUGGAUUUCUGGCGUGAGCGGCGAACGACUGGACCGUAUGGAGGAUGAUUUACGACGCCUCACUCAGGGUUUCGACACUCUCAAUGGGGUGGUGGCCGGUCUAGAGGACCGACUGCGUGCUUCUCUUCGAGAAGACACCAACAAGAUCCUCGUGUCACUCCUGCCAAACCCGUCACGUGGACAUGACGCCGCUGUGGGGUUUGGGGCGAUCCCAAUAGGGGAUCCUGGUGGGCUGGGAGGGGAAGAAAAUUUUAAGAGAAUUGGGGAUCUUGCUGGAAGGGUGACUGAAGUGAAGGAUGAGCUACGAGCAAAGACACAUAUAUUAGAGGAGAUCCAGGGAAUGGUUUUAGGUCAUGACGGGCAACUCAAGAGACUUCUGGAAGGAGUAAGAGGAAGGCCCAUCCCUGGCCCUGGUUCGGCUCAUCUAGAUAGCAUUCUCGAGACCAAACUAGCCGGGAUCCAAGCAGAGAUCCUUGAUGGAUUUGAACGCCGACUUUCUCGUCUGGAGGACCAAUGUGAGGAGAAAAUCGGGGCCGUGCAGAGACAGUGCCACAGGGAGCACAUGGAUGGCCAAGAACAGAUGCAGCAGUCCCUUGAUGGAAGAGAAACUGGGCUCAGGGCAGAGUUGGGCUCUUUGCAGGCACAGAUCCAAGGCCUAACUCUCACAGAGAGCUGCUGUGGACAGGUAAACAGCCUCUCUCAGCGUGUGCUGCUACUGGAGGAGUCUGUAAAAGAAAUCACUGAAUCACAGCGACAGCUCCAAUCAGCACUCCGCGAGCAGAGCAUUCACGUGGAGACGCUGAUUGAGACCCGCUUAGUAGAACUAGAAGGCCGCCGAAACACAACAGAAGGUGGAGUGGUUGGCCUCGAUGGCUUCGAGAGGCUAGAGGACAAGUUGAAGACUCUAGAGGAGAGGGUGUCUGUGGCUGUGGAGGAGCUGAACAAUGCCACUGCACCAGCACUCUUGGAGGGCCAGGUUGUCCCACCACUAAAAACAGAUAUCGAGUCUGUGAAGAGAAGAUUAGAUACUAAUCUUGAUGGCAUUGAAAAACGCUUAGUAGACCUGGAGCUCCUUUGCACCUCCUGCUCACCUUCUGCUCCUCCAGCAGGAGGUGUCAGAGUUGGUGAAGUGGAAGGGGAGUGUGAGGACAUCGAGAAUAAGAUGACCAAUCGGCUGGACUCUCAUUCAGACCAGCUGGACCGCCUGAAUAGCACACUGAAGAACUUACUUUUGCGCAUCGCCCAGGAAGAGGCAGCAGACUCCGUCUACGGUGAGAUCACCCUGCUGAAGGUCAACAUCAACUCUGUGAACCGCACUCUCAAGGGACUAAAGGACUCUAUAAGUUUCAUCGCAAGUGAAGUAGGUCAUGCCAAUUCCUCGUGGGAACAACGGGAACAAGCACUGGUAAAUCAGGUGCAAGGAAUCACCAAACUUGUGGGCCACCAAGCCUCUCUCGUGGGAUCCGGGGAGAGGCGUUUGGCCCAACUGAAGGGAGAACUUGCAGCAUUGAAGAGACAGCUCACCGGGGGGCUUCAAGGCUGCCGUACCACAGCGAAAGAAGUUCAGAAAGAGGUAAAGGACGUUGAUAGCAGGGUAAGCCAGGUGGAGGGCCAGUGCAACAACUUGGGGGAGCUGGCAGAGCAGUUGGAAAGGAUCAGGGCAGAGCUCGAGAGACAUUCGGACUCUUACCUGGCUCAGAUGAACGGCACCCUCUCCAUCCAUUCAGAGCAGCUCUCUAAGCUGAAAGGGGAAGUCAAAGACAAUAUGCCAGAGCAUGGCGCAACCCCAAACGUAGACCAGUAGCAUCUGAGCAUCUAAUUGAAUAAUAAUAACAAUGAUGAAGACGCUAAAAUGACAUCUUCCCAUUAUCCCCGCAUUCCAUUCCUUUCAGCACAUAUGAAAAUUAAUUGGAAUCCAUUUUCCAUAAGCACCUUGCUCCAGUGCCUCCAGAUGACCUGCUUAUGUAGUUCAGCCAGGUGGAAAGAACACAUUUCAAAGACACACCUAUGGCUGUGGAGUUGAACCAUGUUUUAGUUGAUGAACACACACUCAUAUAUAUUUUUUUAACUUAUAUGAUGAGGACAUUGUUUUGAUAUGUUUGUAUUAGGAGAUGUUUGUGUGAGAAUGCUAAACAUAAUUAAAGACCGUGGACUACUAUGUCGCUGUCAGAGAAGCUCAAGUUCGAACUCCGAGACAAGUGUUACCUCGAUAGCUAGAUUAGUGAAAUAAAUACGACCACAACCAUGAAUUUAGUAGGUUUUAGUACAAGAGCUCUUGGGUACAGACGCGGAUAACACACAAAGCGCCUCUCCGCAUGUGGACAAAAGAGAGAUACAGGGCAUCCCUCUAUUUAUGGGUCGACACCAUAGAAACAAAAUCGAAACUCAGUAAAAACAUCUUAAAUUACAGAAAAACAUCUCUCAUAGGGGAAAACCACCUUAAGCUGUAACCUUGAAUCAGCAGCUGUGGGCAGGAAGAAGUUUGAUAAGCCACAGUUGCCACAUUGUAUUCAUUCAGGGCAUUUUGGAAACAACAGGAACAUGACAGUCCAUAUUUGGGCAUAUUGACUCAGUCUACAAUCGUCAAGGCUAUAAGAAGGCCCACUCAAAAAGAUUAGAACAGAUUAUUUUAACAAUGAUACUCUAUGCUAUAAUGUUCUCAUGCAAGCAUAACAAAAGGAUUCAACAUAUAAUAUAUAAUGGUUGUGUUUUAAGCAUGAAUAAAUUCUCUCACAGUCGCGAUGGGUUUCUCAUUAGAAGCACACCCAUUACCUUCUGUGUGGACAACUGUGUGGAUUUUAUAUCAAUGUGGUGCUAUUUAAAUUUUUGUAAAUGUCUGCUUGUAUACAUGAUUGAUUGUGUCGGUUUGGUGAGGUUACGCAAUGUUCAUGAGGAUCGGAGACAACACUUCACUGGCUGAGAAAUAAAAUCCCAA
Messenger RNA from Corythoichthys intestinalis (scribbled pipefish), 3892 nucleotides. RefSeq names its product EMILIN-3 (gene emilin3b). The record is from RefSeq and is a predicted model, not a curated record. The transcript has 6 exons. The coding region runs from base 335 to 2761 and encodes 808 amino acids. Gene Ontology annotation, molecular function: protein binding. NCBI's taxonomy places the organism in Eukaryota, Metazoa, Chordata, Actinopteri, Syngnathiformes, Syngnathidae. Gene Ontology annotation, cellular component: extracellular matrix.